CUAAGGUCGAGAGGGCUCCGUGAGGGAGGGAGGACACCACCUGAGGACGCGAGACGGCCUUCCUUCGUUCCCUUCUCCACCAAUAUCUCCACCAACCACCGUCACCACCACCACCACCACCACCACCAUCAUUUCUGCCGGCUGUGCGCGUGUGUGUGUGUGUGUGUGUGUGUGUGUGUGUGUGUGUGUGUGUGCGUGCGUGUCCCAGCCAGGCACCAGCAGGCGAAUGUUAGCUCGUGACUACUUGAUUAACUAAACGUGGCUGAUGAGCCGAGGUGGAGGUGUCUUCAAGAUAAUCAGCAAUAUUAUAAGAGAUGAUCGAGUUGUAUAGAUAAAAAUAAGACAGAACUUCUUGGGAUUAUCUCUGCCGAGUUUGGGUAAUAUAUAUACAAGCGAGAACAGUUUGUAAGGUCGGCUUCUAGUUGAGAACACCAGAAUACAUAAUCUCAAACCAGCAAAGUGCGGUAUAUAAAAACAAGAUUACGCCACUCAGGGAGUGACGCAGUGGGAAGGAGCUUCAUAUACUUUGUUCAAAGCUGCCUCCAUUCUCAAGUAGUGACCAGGAUGGUUUGAAAUAGUUGGUUGUGAAUCCCACUAACCUCUGAGCGCUUCUCCUUUGCUUAGCUUCCCUGCUUAGCCGUUCGUUUUCACGUUUCCUAAAAACCAUCUGGUAAUUGUGACGUAGUGGUUCUUCUAGAGCAGCUACCCUUCCCACUUACAGCUUAGUGUGUGGGAGCAGACACCCCCCAUUUCCUCUUACCUCUGCUCUAAUACACUACUCUUGACCCUCUUUCUUCCUCCUCGCUCUCAACAGUCGCCUCUUGAUCUUCUGCCGUAAUCUGAAGAGCACUCCGCCCUCCUCACUGUAGGGCCCUCGACGUCGGCCCGCUCUCAUUACUAAACAAAAUCCAGCCAGGUCGCGCCAGCUUGGGUCUAAUUCUAAAAAAGGAAAAGAAAGAGAACAGAUUCUAACUGCAGUUGAGGCCCGGCCGACCCAGAUAAGGCAUGAGCGCGCCCGGAUGGCGAGAGUUAGUUGCGGCUGAGGCCAUCACAACCUGCUGCUGAGUCCUCGCUUGCAACACCUAGAGCAUGGACCAGACCAGGUCCAGGUAGUCCCUGCAGCCAAGUGCAAUCUCUUCCAUAUACCUUGAGUUGUUUUACACAAGACAGAACUAAUCCACCACCAUGCCGUUACCGGAUGUGGUAAUGAACUUCGUGGUGCCGGGGAUCAACCUCAGCCUCCAGGAGAUAUCUGACGCCCUCUACAACUGCAUGAAGGAGCAGCGGGUGCAGAGAAAAAUCGUAUUGGUGAUCGUGAGCAUAGCGUUGCUCCUUGACAACAUGCUCUACAUGGUCAUCGUGCCUAUCAUCCCAGAUUAUCUACGCAGGAUUGGAUCUUGGACUACCCAUUUUGAAGGAGGGAAUACCAUCAGAUUUAACGAGUCCAACACUAGAUAUUUAGCAAAUGCCACUGGAAACUACUCUAUUACCGACACGCAUGUUAAAACGAAGCUUGUAAACCAGGUGGUGGUAUACGAAGGUGAGGACUCGGCUAUCGGGAUUCUCUUCGCCUCCAAGGCCCUUAUACAGCUCAUGAUCAACCCCAUCUCCGGUACAGUCAUAGACAGGAUUGGCUACGACAUUCCUAUGACAUUUGGCCUCAUUAUAAUGUUUUUCUCCACUGCCAUCUUCGCUUGCGGUCGCUCCUACGGCGUCUUGUUCUUCGCCAGGAGCCUCCAGGGAGUUGGCUCAGCCUUCGCCGACACUUCCGGAUUGGCCAUGAUCGCUGACACUUACACGGAGGAAUCGGAGCGUACGAAGGCUCUCGGUAUAGCCUUGGCCUUCAUAUCCUUUGGGUGUCUAGUGGCACCUCCGUUUGGAGGGACGUUAUAUCAGUUGGCGGGGAAGGAGGUGCCCUUUUUAAUAUUAGCCUUUGUGUCACUAUUCGAUGCUCUUAUGUUAAGGUUAGUCAUGAGACCAAUAAAAGACCAAAAGAAAGAGCAAGGUCACGAACCGCAAGCCGGAACUCCUAUCUACAAACUCUUCAUGGAUCCAUACAUCUUGUGCUGUGCAGGCGCCCUCAUGAUGUCCAACGUGUCUUUGGCCUUCCUGGAGCCCACCAUCAGCGUGUGGAUGAUGGACACCAUGCAUGUGGAGGAGUGGCAGCUGGGGAUGAUUUGGCUCCCGGCCUUUUUCCCGCACGUUGCCGGCGUCGUUCUCACCGUCAAGCUGUCCAGGAAGUACCCCAACUAUCAGUGGUUAAUGGCGGCCUGCGGCCUGGCUUUAGAGGGAGUCAGUUGCUUCUUCUUGCCUUUCGCAACCAACUACUGGGUGGUCAUGAUUCCUAUCUGUACAAUAUGCUUCGGCAUCGCCCUCAUAGACACGGCGCUCCUACCGACUCUUGGGUAUCUGGUCGACACGCGUUAUGUCAGCGUAUACGGCUCAAUCUACGCCAUCGCUGAUAUUUCUUACUCGUUUGCAUAUGCUUUCGGACCAAUGAUCGCUGGCAGUGUGGUCACCACUAUUGGUUUCGUGGCUCUUAACAUUGGCAUUGCCUUCUCCAACCUUGUGUACUGUCCGAUCCUCUACUCUCUUCGUCACGUGUACGACUACAAGCCCUUCGAGGAUGAGGUCCAGGAACAGCUCAACAUGGGAGAUCCUCCAUCCGGGGACUUCCAAACGUACACGAUGCAAGAAGGACAGCAGGUUCCAGGAGAAGGCAAAACCCAACUGGAGAAUGCCAAGCUCUCCAAAGGUGGCCAGCAGGAGAACUACGGCACCUACGAGGCCAUGGAAAUGCAAGCGACCGAUUACAAUAACCAGGGACUAAAUGGCCACGUGGCAGGUGAUAACAGGACAAUUAAUCAGCGCCACGUGGAUAAUAACCCAUUCCGGCAACAGCAGAGCAUGCAACAUGGAACAAGUUUUCACUAUGACCAGUAAAUGUUCUAAACGAGUGUAAAUAAAUGAUAAGUGUUAUGCAUUAAUAUGGACGUUAUUCGUUAAUAAGAUUUAUUAUUUUGUAUUACUUAUCUUCUCUGUUGUAAAUAGGAAUUAUAGCUCACAUCCUGACUUGUAAACCUGUUCCUGCACCCUCACGUCUGAAGGUUUAGUCAUGUUGCUCUGUUGAUGUGUGUUUUAUAUUAACUAUUGUGUCGUUAACGCAAUAAUAAGUAUCAAAUAGCGAUGUUGCUUCCUUAUGAUAAGGAACCUUGUGGUAACAUCGCCCAGGAUAUGUUGUUGUCAGCUGUUUCUAUUCGUCUCCAUAUUUAUUAUACACAGCCUGAAAACAAUUUUCUUGUUAUAAAUGACUAGGUUGCAUGUCACCAAAAAGAUGCACAUUUUGAUUUCUUUGACCUCUAAAAGGUCAAACUUUCAGGCCACACGCUGGGUAGUUUCUUUCCUGUUUCUGAUGUCAAUACUAGUCGAUGUAGUUCUAGAUGUAUAUAGUUAGGAUCUAUUAAAGAAAGUUGGGGAGGUCAGUACCCAAGACUCUGCUACGGUUCACGGGAAGAAAGAAGAGAGACCUCAGGUAUCAAGCAAAUUAAAAUUUAAACAAAUCCUGACAUCAAAAUUGUUUACAAAAUUUACCUGAGAAUCUUGAAACACCAGUUUGAUCAUUAGAAAAUAUUUACCGAACUCCCACCUAACUUAUCAGUAAAAAAGGAAAUAGGAACGUGAUUAUGAGUCCAUGUUCAGACUAUUCAUAUUAACGCGAGUUUGCAUACAAAUCGGACAGUUUCAACUCCCUGUGUAUCUGCCUGUGGAUAUAAGAAAAAGGCCUCAUUGUAAACAUAAAAGUCUUCAUGUUGUCGCCACACGAAAUAUAAACUCCUCGGGUUAUAGAUCUCUCAGUAGGGAAUAAGGCGGGGGCGCUAGAAAGCUGUUGUUUAUGAGGGGCUUAAUGGGGUAUGAUGAGGGAUGGGGUGACCUGGUAGUACAAGGGUUGAGUGCAGAGCUACAGCACUCAUGUGAGGCUGAGUGAAACACUUCAGAGACAGACAGAAUAUCAUCCGGACUAAAUCUAACACUUUUGAAGCGCCGUAAAGAAUAUGGAUAAACAGUACAAGCCAGAGUAUGGAUAACCAGUACAGGCCAUAGUAUCGAUAGCCAGUACAGGCCAGAGUAUGGAUAACCAGUACAGGCCAUAGUAUCGAUAGCCAGUACAGGCCAGAGUAUGGAUAAUCAGUACAGGCCAGAGUAUGAAUAAACAGUACAGGCCAUAGUAUGGGUAACCAGUACAGGCUAUAGUAUGAAUAACCAGUACAGGCUAUAGUAUGAAUAACCAGUACAGGCCAGAGUAUGGAUAACCACUACAGGCUAGAGUAUGGAUAACCAGUACAGGCCAGAGUAUGGAUAACCACUACAAGCCAGAGUAUGGAUAACUACUACAGGCCAGAGUAGGCUGAAAGAGGGUAAUAUAGGCUAGUUGGGGCAGAUAAUGUAAGCCAGUGUAGCCAGGGGAAAAUAAUUUGGGCCAGUUUUGAUUAGAUUUUCGCCAUACAGACAUGUGUACGCUCUCUGGAAGGACAAUAUAUGUGGUUUGGGCGCGGACAAUACAGGUCGGUGUGGAUCGGCAGUACAGCCCAAUGUGAGCAGGUAAUAAUAGCUAAUGUAGGGGGGACAAUACAGCCCAAUAUGCGUUCAGGAGGAGCAAUACAGAUCAGUGUGCGGGGGUGUGAAGGGAGGUAAUAUAGACCAAAAUGAGUGGUGAAACUGGGUAAUAUAGACCAAAAUGAGUGGGAAACUGGGUAAUAUAGACCUAAAUGAGUGGUGAAACUGGGUAAUAUAGACCUAAAUGAGUGGUGAAACUGGGUAAUAUAGACCUAAAUGAGUGGUGAAACUGGGUAAUAUAGACCUAAAUGAGUGGUGAAACUGGGUAAUAUAGACCAAAAUGAGUGGUGAAACUGGGUAAUAUAGACCUAAAUGAGUGGUGAAACUGGGUAAUAUAGACCUAAAUGAGUGGUGAAACUGGAUCAUAUAAGCUAAAAACAGCCAGGGAGAUAAGAGAUAACGAGCGUGUCGUUUAUUAUAGCCAAGUUGAGGAGGGUUUAUAAGGGCCAAAAGGGUGGAUAGGCAGCCCAGGCAGGGGAAGAGACCAAGGCGGAGUGUUGGGAUGCAGGACCGACCCUAACACUAGCCCAUCACGAGCCGUCUGCACGCAAAUCUUACUGUAGCCAGUCUCACGAAUCACUAUAGAAUAGUCACCGUAUUUUUUAAUUUGUUUUUUCUUCUCCUCGCAACUCUAAAACCUAACUCGAGGCCCCGAGCAGAGUGUUCCUGAGAGUCAUAUGCUAUCUUCCUGUUUAGGAGGCGCGUUAGGGGGGAGGAUGAAUUGAUGAAUCAACCACCAUCAUUUGGAAAUUUGGUGUUCCUGUAAAUUUUGGCUAAGAUUUUGAUGCUAAUUAACCAUGGAUGAUGCUGCUGGAGGGAAGAAUAUACAUAAGGGGAUUAACUUAUUAACUUCAAUCUCAGGAGGACGCUAUUAACUGCUCAGUGUUAAGUUGGACUUUAGAAAUGCGACCCAUCACUUGUUGGGAACCUUGUGAACUCACACAUUUUCCACGCAACAUAUAUUAUAUAUAUAUAUAUAUAUAUAUAUAUAUAUAUAUAUAUAUAUAUAUAUAUAUAUAUAUAUAUAUAUAUAUAUAUAUAUAUAUAUAUCUUUUGCAAGAGCUAUCAAAACUAGCAUCACUAUCAACAUCACUACAACCACGACGACCACAUGUGUAGCCAGUUGCUUCCUCCACCACUCACACCACCACCACGACUACCACGACCACCACCACCUUCACGACCACCACCACCUCCACGACGACCACCCCCGUACCUCCAACAAGCCAGUUCUCUCGAUCUUCCAUAACCUACAAAAUCCAACGUCACAAGCUAACCAAAAUCUCACAACACCCCCCCCCCCCUAUCCUUACCUAAUCUAUCCUACCCAACAGAUGCAGAGAAAACGUGGGUAUAUAGAUAUAUAUAUGUGAAAUGCAACUUUUCAUAGAACGUUACAUUCGGGACGUUGGUUGCAUACCAGCGAACCUAACCACCAGAAUCAUAUUGCAUAAAAACUGACAAGAAAAAUUGCAAAGGUUUGCAACAAGAUUAUUACCAGAAUUGAGAUGUCUGUUCUACAAGAACACGUUAAGACAAGUGAAUCUCACAACCUUCGAGAAAGGUAUAGGUACUAAGAGGGGAAAUGAUUACUUCAUAAGUGAUACUGAUGGUAGGAGACAGAGGACACGGGUGGAAGCUUGAAACGCAGGAUAAAAGAAUAGGUCAAUCAAGGGUAUUAUUGACGGGGCAGUAAGAGUUAGAGAUGACUUCCUCGUGGUCACUGAUAGGUAAGGUAUGUAUCACCACCACCACCACUACCAUCACCUGACCACUACUACCACCACCAGUACUAUCACCUCACCACUAUAACCACCAUCAUUACACCACUAACAUAACCACCAUCACUUCACUACUUCACCACCACCACUAUCACUUCACCACUACAACCACCACCUCACCUCCACCACCAUCACCUCACUACCACCAUCUCACCUCCACCACCACUACCUCACCACCACCACCACCACAACCACCACCUUCACCUCCAUCCCAACCUGCGAGUACACCUGUAGUGGCUAAGGUAAAGUUAGGUUACUUACGGGCUAUUCAUGCCCGUGCCACCUCUUGGGUGGCUUAAUCUUUAUCAAUCAAUCUAAAGUUAGGUAACUGUUAAGAGAAAACUCUAUACCAGAAUGACUAUAAGGCACACAAAGAUUAUUCGAACAUGAGUAGAAAGCUACGAGUGAAGGUGAAGUACCCAACCACUUAAGUCAUCCCAACCUUGCAAGACGUAAGGCCGGCGCCCUACCGUCCAGUGAGUAGACGAUGCACAACCGCUGCCGCUACACUCCCCCAUGGUUACCAACACCAACGGCGGGUCUUAACACAAAGCAGAAAACCUGUUCCAACUGUUGCCACUUCAAGCCGACUUCACAACCCUCACAAAAUCACUCCCUAAUGCAAUCACCACGACCAAACAACCACCAUCCUAACAACCACUAUCUCUACCACCAACAUCCAGUCUACAACUGCAUAAAUAUUAGUGUAUACAAAGCCAACCCAAUCAACACCAUCAAAUGAACAAAUUCACAAGGGCCGUGACGUAGGUUCGAACCCUCGUCACGGCCCUUGUGGAUUUGUCCAUUUGAUGCAUCACGCUAUUGUGAUUUCUGUCACAAUCGCGUGACAAUUGUGACAACCAUCAACCACACCCACACACAAGCUUCCCAACAAUUGGUGAACUUUACCAUGCCAGUCUUCUCGGAAUAAGAAAGGUUCUAGUACCAAAAUGUAGUCACCCAAAAACCGACCAUUUUGAGCCUGACCACAAGGAUUAUUUUUGUAACGACUUCGACUCUUUGUAUUCUGAGACGACUCUGGACUCCCCAAGAGAGAGAGACAAGAGAUUCAAAUAACAUUAAAAAUUGCGUAAACAACUGCUCAUGUUGAACGCCAAAUGUAAUACCGAAAGCCAGAAGAUUAUAUUGACCGCCAGAUUAAAAAAUAAAUAA
Procambarus clarkii (red swamp crayfish) is the source of this 7568-nucleotide messenger RNA. The record is from RefSeq and is a predicted model, not a curated record. NCBI's taxonomy places the organism in Eukaryota, Metazoa, Arthropoda, Malacostraca, Decapoda, Cambaridae.